Molecule: messenger RNA, 1481 nt
Organism: Saccostrea cuccullata (small rock oyster)
Lineage: Eukaryota; Metazoa; Mollusca; Bivalvia; Ostreida; Ostreidae
Exons: 1
Coding region: 132-1388 (418 amino acids)
Cellular component (GO): cytoplasm; nucleoplasm
Source: RefSeq, a predicted model, not a curated record
UAAAAUUAGCAGUGUUGUUUGUUGCCAUUAGUGGUGCAAUAGUCAGUCUGAAAACCAGUUAUAAAAAAUUAAAGCAAUGUUGUCACACCGGCAUUUUCCUGUAAAACAUCGAACAAGUCAUCAGCUGUGAAAUGGAAGCCCUCUUACUCCCUCAAAUCCAUUCGUUUGGGCAUCAUCAAAGGGAAGGCGCUAUGAUGUGCUACAGCCCUGUUUCUACAUUUGGCGAUGAUUUCACCCUAAUUCUUCGCCAAAAUACGCUUCCUCAGGAGAGCAAAUUUAAUCCGGGAGAAUCAGAAGAAAUGCAGCCACUUUCUAAGAUGGAAGAAACUAUUGAUUCAUUCACAUUUAUAGAAGAUACAACCACAUCAAAUGAAAAGGAGGAAAAUAAAAGACUUGAGGAGGACAAAAAGGUCGAAAUUGUUCCAGACACAGGCAGGAGGUAUAAGAAGUGUGAAAUUCCUGAUGAUAUUUUAGAAAAGUAUGGUUCAAAAUCACGCAAAAAGACAAAGAAGAAGGAAAAGAUUGAGAAAAAGGGAAAGAGAUGGAAAUACUUACCUAAUGAUGAAAUGGGAUUUAAAAUCUCACUCUUUCCUAGACCAGUGUGUGACAAUGUUAGUAUUGAUUGUGAUGCCCAGGAGCUUUACUUGAAGAUUGAGAAUGAAUGUGAUGAAAUGGAGAGAUUGACUGAGAAAUUUGAAGAAUUCCAAGAGAUGGAGGGAUGUAUGAGUGGAAAUAUGAAAAUAGAAAUCCGUGCUGAUCGGGACAGAAAAGUGGAGAAAGCGCACAAACAAAUAAAAACCAAACAUUGUCUUAGCAUUCAGAACAAUAAUGGACGAAAACAUCUAUACAUUAAUCACAGAGUUUACAAACUAAUGUCUAUGGAAAUCACAAUAAGCCUUAAUUGUAUGCCAAGUAGAAAGAAAGAGAAGAUAACUUUAAGCAGAGAAGAAUUAAAGAAGACCAAAACCAUAAAACCAAAAGGUUCCCAUUCUGAUGUGGUAGCUCCACGCCCCCCACCUCAAAACCUGGCCUAUGCUCUAGAUAAUUACAACGCCCCCUCAGACUUUGACAGUGCUGUAGUAAACAUUCUGAUCGGAUUGCAACACCGAGACCUUACCCCUGAGGAUUAUGAAUUACUACUCAGACUGGAUGAACAAGUGGCCCCUAAAACUGUGUCAUCCACCACCAUUAAAAACUUUAAAACAGAGACUAUUGAUGAGACUUCAGCUGGUGCCUUGUGUGCUAUUUGUAUGGAGGUCUAUGAAAUAGGCCAGACUCGUAAAUUUCUUCCCUGUAAUCAUGAGUUUCACUCCAGCUGUAUUGAGAUGUGGCUAACUAACUCUUCUGUGAACUGUCCAAUUGAUAAUUUACCAGUGGAACCAUCUUGAUAAAAUGUAUUAAUUAAUCCACAUUGCAUAUUUAAUUUAUAUGUGUAUACUUAAACUUUUACAAGAUAUAAUAAAGGAUAAAAUAUAUGUAAA